Molecule: messenger RNA, 5341 nt
Organism: Callorhinchus milii (elephant shark)
Lineage: Eukaryota; Metazoa; Chordata; Chondrichthyes; Chimaeriformes; Callorhinchidae
Gene: thbs2a
Product: thrombospondin 2a
Exons: 22
Coding region: 180-3710 (1176 amino acids)
Biological process (GO): cell adhesion; negative regulation of angiogenesis
Cellular component (GO): extracellular region
Molecular function (GO): protein binding; calcium ion binding
Source: RefSeq, a predicted model, not a curated record
UCCAGCAAGUGAAGCCCCCCGAUCCCAUCCCAUCCAUCCCACCCCAUCCCAUCCCAUCCCAUCCCUCCUUCAGACCCCUGUGUCGAAGCCCCGCUGUGUUGCUGCAGGAGGAUUGCAGCCGCCAGGGUCAGCUCAGUGACUCGCUUUUUCACGCCGACAGCAACGCGCCUCUCGGACUGAUGGUGCGGAGGAGUGGACUGAUGCGGUGGCUGGUGCCUGUCUUCGUGGCUGUUGGAAUCGUUGCUGACCCUCUGGAUGUGAUUCCCGAGGAAGAGAUGAGCUUUGACCUGUUUGAGAUCAGCAAAAUAAACAGACAGACUGCGGGAGUCAUGCUAUUCCGGGGUCCGGACCGCAGUGUCCCGGCUUUCAGGUUCACCCGCUUUGACAAGAUCCCCCCAGCCGCAGACCAGAGCUUCCAGGAUAUAGUCAGACUCAUGAAAUACUACGAGGGCUUCAUCCUGGUGGCCAGCCUGAGGCAGGACAGAAAGACCCGGGGCACCCUCCUGGCCAUCGAGGGACCCGGCUACAAGCGCCAGUUCGAGAUCAUAUCCAACGGGCAAGCCAACACCCUGGACUUCCAGUACUCGGUGGAGAAGUCCCAGAACCUGGUGUCCUUCCAAGACGUGGACAUCGCCGACUCCCAAUGGAAAAACGUCACCAUCCAAGUCAACGGGGAGAAAGCUUAUUUGUACGUGGGUUGUGACCUGGCUGACAGCUUCAUCCUGGACGAUCCUUUCUAUGAGCAGCUCACUUCAGGCGGUAGCAGACUGUAUGUGACCAAGGGACUGACACCCGGGAGACACUUCAGGGGCUUUCUGCAGAAUGUGCGCUUUAUCUUUGGGACCUCUCUUGAAAACGUCCUCCGGAAUAAAGGCUGCCUCCAAACAGCUGAAGUGUUGACCAGUAAUGAAAGCAGAGAAUUUGUUGACAUGGGCACCUCGGCCAAGAGUGAUUUCCUCGAGCAUAAGAUGAAUAAAGUGGUGGAUUUCUGUGACCACUCCUGCAAUGAUAUUCAAAACAUGUUUAAAGAGCUGCAAGGACUGAGGGUUGUAGUCAGCAAUCUGGCAGAUGGACUGCAGAAAGUGACCGAAGAAAAUGUGUUAUUUAACAAAAUCCUGCAAGAAAGUAAUUAUAAAAUUAAGCCAGGCCAAUGCUGGCACGAUGGACGUCUCUUUGAUUACCAGGAAGAGUGGACUGUGGAUAGCUGCACAAAGUGCACAUGUCAGGACUUCAGUAUCAUCUGCCGCCGAAUUACUUGCCCACCAGUAUCAUGUGCCAAUCCAUCUUUCAUUGAAGGAGAGUGCUGCCCUUCAUGUCUCCUCAAGGACAGUGAAGAUGGCUGGUCCCCCUGGUCUGAAUGGACAGAAUGCUCUGCCACUUGUGGCACUGGGACACAGCAGCGAGGAAGGUCAUGUGAUCCCACCAGCAGCCGGUGCGAAGGCCCAUCGAUCCAAACCAAGUCCUGCCAGAAGUCCGAGUGUGACAAACGAAUCCGUCAGAAUGGAGGCUGGAGUCAUUGGUCACCUUGGUCUCCGUGCACUGUCACCUGUGGAGAAGGAAUAACUACCCGCAUUCGUCUCUGUAACUCUCCGGUGCCACAGCUCGGGGGCAAAAACUGCAAGGGUAGUGGAAGGGAGACCAAAGAAUGCAUAAAGAUUGCAUGUCCCAUCAAUGGAAACUGGAGCCCAUGGUCCCCAUGGUCUUCUUGCACAGCCACAUGUGGGAGUGGACUUCAUCAACGCACGCGAAGCUGCAACAAUCCCGUGCCCAAGUUUGGAGGAAAGAAAUGCCUGGGGGAUGCCAAAGUCAGUGAGAUUUGCAAUAAAGACCUCUGUCCUAUCGAUGGUUGCCUGUCCAAUCCAUGCUUUGCUGCUGUGGAGUGCAACAGCUCUCCUGACGGCUCCUGGGAGUGUGGCCCAUGCCCUGCUGGUACUCGUGGCAAUGGAACGUUUUGUGAGGAUAUCGAUGAGUGUGAAGAGGUUUCUGACGUGUGCUACAAGGUGAACGGUGUUCAGAGAUGCGAAAACACAGACCCGGGAUUCCACUGUCUGCCUUGCCCACCUCGCUACAGAGGAAACCAGCCUUUUGGUCUUGGAAUUGAAGCAGCCAAGAAAGACAAGCAAGUCUGUGAGCCUCACAACCCGUGCAAAGAUGGCACACACAACUGCCACAAGUUUGCCAAGUGUAUCUAUCUGGGCCUGUUCAGCGAGCCCAUGUACAAGUGCGAGUGCAGAAUAGGAUACGCUGGGGACGGCCUCAUCUGUGGGGAAGACUCCGAUCUGGAUGGUUGGCCUAACCAGAACCUCCGCUGUGUGGCCAAUGCCUCAUAUCACUGUAAGAAGGAUAACUGCCCUCUUCUGCCCAACUCUGGACAAGAGGACUUUGACAAGGAUGGAGAGGGUGAUGCUUGUGAUAAAGACGAUGACAAUGAUGGCAGAAAUGAUGAGAGAGACAAUUGCCCUUUGCUGUUCAAUCCACAUCAGUUUGAUUAUGACAAGGACGAGGUAGGCGAUCGCUGCGAUAAUUGUCCCUAUGACCACAACCCAGUCCAGAUUGACACUGAUGGUGAUGGUGAGGGUGAUGCCUGCUCGAUUGAUAUUGACGGUGAUGAUAUUCCCAAUGAGAGUGAUAACUGUCCCUACGUUUACAACGUUGACCAGCGGGACACUGAUCAGGAUGGCGUUGGAGAUAUGUGUGACAACUGCCCACUUGUGCAUAACCCUGACCAGACAGACUUUGACUCUGACCUGGUGGGUGAUCAGUGUGACAACAACCAGGACAUUGAUGAGGACGGUCACCAGAAUAACCUGGACAACUGCCCAUACAUCGCCAAUUCAAACCAGGCCGAUCAUGAUAAGGAUGGAAAAGGAGAUGCUUGUGACCCUGAUGAUGACAAUGAUGGUAUCCUUGAUGAUAAGGAUAACUGCCGCCUUGUGCCAAACCCUGACCAGCUGGACUCUGAUGGUGAUGGUAGAGGAGACGCUUGCAAGGAUGACUUUGACAAUGACAGUAUCCCUGAUAUCUAUGACGUGUGUCCCGAGAACAAUGCUAUCAGCGAGACAGAUUUCAGGAAAUUCCAGAUGGUCCACUUGGAUCCAAAGGGAACAACGCAGAUUGAUCCCAAUUGGGUGGUGCGAAAUCAGGGCAGGGAGCUGUUGCAAACUGCUAACUCUGAUCCAGGCCUGGCUGUUGGUUUUGAUGAGUUCAACGCCAUAGACUUCAGCGGCACUUUCUACGUGAACACGGAUCGCGAUGAUGACUAUGCCGGCUUUGUGUUUGGCUACCAGUCCAGCAGUCGUUUCUACGUGGUCAUGUGGAAGCAGGUUACCCAGACGUACUGGGAGGAGAAGCCAUCAAAAGCCCAUGGUUACGCAGGUGUUUCUCUCAAAGUGGCUAACUCGACCACGGGGCGGGGAAAACACCUGAGGAAUGCACUGUGGCACACUGGAGACACUCCAGGACAAGUUCGCACCCUGUGGCAUGACCCUAAGAACAUUGGAUGGAAGGACUACAGUGCUUACAGGUGGCACCUGAUUCAUCGGCCCAAAACAGGUUUUAUUAGGGUCGUAGUGUAUGAAGGUAAACAAAUUAUGUCUGACUCGGGUCCUAUCUACGAUAAGACAUUAGCUGGUGGACGACUAGGGCUCUUUGUCUUCUCCCAAGAAGCUGUUUACUUCUCUGACCUGAAAUAUGAGUGUCGAGACAACUGAGCACUGGGUGGCAGCAGAAGUUGAGAACCCUGUACAUUGCUGUGCAGCUUGUCACCUGAGUAUGACUGGUAGUCCCAGGCCCUGUCCACCCUCUUUCCUGCUUUUCUCCUGAGGCCAGUCUCUGGGCCCUCAGCUGACUGUGGAGGUUUGGUUUGUCCUAUGCACAAGUUCCUGCUGUCUCUGGACUGUAACGCUGAUAGAUGUGAGAAGCAGCCCAAGGUCACAGCGGGAGCUGAUCGAGAACCUCAGGAAGUCUUCUCUUGCGACUAUAUCCAGAUAAAGGGAUUAGUCGUCAUUUAACAAAAGGAUCAUACUAUGAUAUAAUUCUGCCAUUGCUAUUCUUAUCAGAAUGUUUUCAAGGACACUCAAUAUCAGACUGUUUUGAAUUGACUAUUGAUGUUAACACAAAUCUAAUUUUCUGAGAAACACAAUGAAUUACAAACCCUGUUUAAAAACCACUUUGUUUAUAACUUUUUCUAUUACAUUUCACUGUAAAUAGAAGCUUCCUUGCUAGUGGGAUACCAGAUAGCACAUUUACUACAGUUACGCCAUGCAAAUCUAAUAGAAACUCUCUUAUGUACCAUGUGGUUAAUCUCUCAGACAACGUACUGGUUGCUUUUUCUCAGCUGGGGACAACUAACUGGGUAAAAGCUGGGACUGGUAAAGGGGCAAAGAAACUAAAAAAAAUGUAUCAGCUUAAUCUGAAUAUAUAUUCUAUAGUAUAUCAUUUGAAAACACCUUGUUUUGGCUUUUAUGCACAUUAUAGAGUCUUUCAGUGUUAGUUACGUUUUAAGAAGUUCUUUCUGACUUGAGAAGCCGCAGACUCAUUCCUGUGACCUUCCUGUAUCCCCGGCUGAACGGGGCGAGCUCCAAAUAGAUGCAAGUCGUCAAGGAAUGUGGACAUCUUUCAAAGAACAACACACUUGUUGAGGGGAAAAGAUGUGAAUAUUUAGACUGUAUAUUUUUUCCUAUUUAAUUUAUUUAUGUUUUUCUUUCUUUCCUAAAAUGUUUGUGGGAAGCCAAGGAUUGUAAAUAAUUUAUUUAUUUGUUUACACUGAAGUAAUUUCAGAAUUGAACGAGCAUCUUAGCCAUCAAACCCUAGUUUUCAUUUUGGAUUAAUGAUAGGAAAAUAAAUGAUCAAAAAAAGGCUCAAACAGUGUUCUGUGAGUUCAAACAAUUUGUUUCAUGUUGUAGCCUAACAGCUAAGCGUACGUCAUGUUAUCUGGAUGAAUAAUAGAUUUGGUCUCUGUUGCUUCCUUUGCGUAACUAAAGCAUUCAGUAAACACCACUGGUAUAUGUUAACAGGUAAUUCCCAGUUUUCCCAUCAUCCCAUUAUUAAUAGCCUUCAGUUGCCCUGAACAGUUUGCAGUCAGUUCACAGGAGUACCCCAAUGGAACGGCAGGACCAUCAAGUCACCGUGUCAUGCGUGAGUUGCAAUGUUGCUGCACGUUUCUGUGCACAUUGCAUUGUUGUCGAGUGCUGCAGGAUCAUUUGUCUCCUUUUCAGGUCACAAGGCUGAUUAUUUUUGUCACGCUUUUAAAAUGCAAGCUCACCAUAUAUGAACUGUACAUAGCUAGAGGGUGCAGUCUGUUCAUGAAGUGUAUAAUAAAAUGCUUAGAUUUAUGCUUUAA